AUGGUCGCUCGCGAUCUCCCAGACGCCCCGCGCGCGCGUCCACCGCGCGCGGUCGAUCUCACCGGGGCCAGCGCGUCGCACGUCCUCGACGCCCUGCGCACGGGGGCGCUGGACGACGUCACAUCGCUGUCGCUGGUGAAUUGUGGAUUACGCGAACUCCCAGAGGAUAUCGGACGAUUGACCGGGCUCGAGGUGCUGAACUGCGGAGGGAAUAAUCUGAAAGCGCUCCCGAGGGCGUUGGGACGAUGUCGACGGUUGCGAAUCGCGUUCUUUUUGGGGAACGCGUUCGCGGACGCGCCGGAGGUGCUGGGCGAGCUCCCGGAGCUGUACAUGUUGAGCUUUAAGUCGAACGCGUUGCGAGAGAUUUCGGAGACGGCGCUGCCGAGAAGUCUUGGGUGGUUGAUUCUGAGCGAUAACGCGAUCGAGCGGUUACCGAGCGCGAUCGGGGAGUGUAAGGCGAUGCGUAAACUCAUGCUCGCCGGGAACCGUCUCAGGGAGCUUCCAGAGUCGAUGAAAAAGUUGGAAAAUUUGGAGUUGUUGCGAAUCGCGGAUAACGAGUUUGAACAGAUUCCGAGUUGGUUAUAUUCUUUACCUAAAUUAACGUGGUUGGCGGCGGCGGGGAAUCCCGCGACGGAUGGAUCGGCGAGAAAGGCCGAGGCGAGCAUCGGCGAGGACGAGUUGCCGCUCACGCCGUGGGAGAAGUUUGACGUCCCGAUGAACGCCCAACCGAUCGGGAGGGGAACGUCCGGGAAUGUGUACGCAGGAAGGCUCAAUGGUCAACUCGUCGCUCUGAAGGUGUACGCUAACACGGAGAAAACGAGCGAUGGGAGACCACAGGACGAGCUGAUGGCGUCGAUGGUCACGUCAAAGGUGCGAAGCGAGGGAACGGUAAAAGCGCUAGGGUGCUUCACUCGAGGUGACUCCAGGGGAUUGGUGAUGGAGUAUCUCAACAACGACUGGCAGCCUCUUGGGAAACCUCCGAAUUUCCACACCGUCACGCGAGACGUGUACCACGACGACACCACGUUUACCGCUCGCGAGAUCGCAGCAAUCGCCAUUGACGUCGGUUCGGCGCUGUGCGACUUACAGUCGAUGGGAGUGUGUCAUGGAGAUAUCUACGCGCACAACAUCCUCUUCAUCAGACAGGCGCCGGGGGUGAAGCCGAGGGCAAAGCUAGGAGAUUUCGGCGCCACCUGGUUCUACGACGUCGACUCCCCCGAAGCGUCCAUCAUCGAUGCUUGCGAGCGUCGCGCCUACGGCACCCUCCUCGAGGAAAUCAGCUCCCGCCACGACGGUGUCGCCAACCACUCCUUCGUCGCCGCGUGCGGCUCCGUCCUAGACGACUUUCUCGAAAAGAGACCGUCCUCCCUCCGUUCCGUCGUCGACGUCCUACGUCGCGUCGCCGUCAUCGAGAACAUCCACGACUUCUCCAUCCCGGGACUCAUCGGCGUUUCCACCGCAACUAAUCUAGCUACGUAG
Molecule: messenger RNA, 1479 nt
Organism: Ostreococcus tauri
Lineage: Eukaryota; Viridiplantae; Chlorophyta; Mamiellophyceae; Mamiellales; Bathycoccaceae
Product: Leucine-rich repeat, typical subtype
Exons: 1
Coding region: 1-1479 (492 amino acids)
Biological process (GO): protein phosphorylation
Molecular function (GO): protein kinase activity; ATP binding; protein binding
Source: RefSeq, a predicted model, not a curated record